Messenger RNA from Naegleria gruberi, 3085 nucleotides. RefSeq names its product rhoGEF domain-containing protein. The coding region runs from base 83 to 3046 and encodes 987 amino acids. Lineage: Eukaryota; Heterolobosea; Eutetramitea; Acrasida; Naegleriidae. The transcript has a single exon. The record is from RefSeq and is a predicted model, not a curated record. Gene Ontology annotation, molecular function: guanyl-nucleotide exchange factor activity.
CUGAUCUGUACAACGGGUGAGGAGCUCACCAACAACACAACUUCAAUUUUAUUAGCCUGUUACAUAGAGAAUAAACACACAAAUGUCUUCAACAAAACAACUUCCAGUACCUCCACCAAAACCUCCUCGAUCUUCUUUCAUCACAACAACAACAACAACACCACUGGUAAAUAAUAAUAGUGAAACAAUAACAACAAAUACCGUUACUGACUCUCCAACCAUCGCUACAACCAACAAUAGCAGAACAACAACAACAACAUCCUCCUCUCGAUCCUAUACACUUCGUCCCAAUGCAUCACCUCCAACGGCACUCAUCAAUUCUCUCAACAACAACAAAAAUACAAACUCUUCACCGUCAUCGGCUUCUUCCUCUCCCACCACAAACAAUGUAGCAGGAGGAAAUAAUUCACCUUCAUCUCCUGGUGGUUCUAGAAAACCACCACCUCCUCUUCCUCCACGACCUACUGUACGAUCAAAGACCAUUGCAUCAGUGAAUAGCCCUUCUGAGCGUUCAACAGGUGGUGUUAUUCAGUUUGCUUCAGUGGUUGGUGGUAAUAAUAAUCUUUCUGGAGGUGGUCGAUCAUCGGUUGGUGGUCAAGUUGAUGAUGUCACUUCUGGUUCUUCUCUCUCCAUAAAUGUUGGAAAGGGAAUUAGCAAUAACAGCAAUAAUAGUACGAGCUCAUUCGUAAAAUCCACUCUCAAUAUUGGAAGUAAGCUAUUCAGUAAUGGUAAAUCCAAAGAAAAGGCACAAUCACCACAAGUGCUGACUAUUUUGCACAAAAUUCCACCUCCAAAACCUACUGAACCCACCACUAGUUCUGCAACAACACCUGUCAGCACUCCUACCAGUGAACCAAAAAGUGAAGAGAAGAAGGAUGAUGAAAAUGACAUUGCUACAAAAUCUACACAUGCCUUCAAAUUGGAUCUGGAUCGUGUCUUGACUCCAACACAAGAGGAACCAAAUAAUCCUCCAUCUUCAGCUCACAGUGAAAAGUUGUCAACUUGUGAUGAAUCAGAUGACGAGGAAGAAGAAGAGGAAGAAGAAGGUUCCAUCAAGUCUUUUAAUAGAUCUGGUAAAUCGGCACCACCUCCAAUUCCGCAAAAGAAAAUUAAAACAGCAGAGGAAAAGGAAAUUGAAAGAAGGGAAUUGAGAUGGGAAGUUAUUGCGGAAAUUUCUAAAACCGAGGAGAAUUAUGUUGAAGGAAUGAAUCAUUUGGAAAGGUUCUAUAUUAAACCUUUAAGAGCUUUGGGAAAUGCUACACAAGUUUCUGGUUCUAAACAAAUUAUUACUCAGAAAGAUUUGAGUUUCAUAUUUGACAAAAUGACAGUUAUUAAGAGUGUCAAUGAAGGAUUUUUAAAACAAUGGAAAACUCUUGAUGUUACUUUUGAAACACAAGAUGACACCAGCAAAUCCAUUGGUCUCUUCUUUAAAAGAACCAUGCCAAUGUUCAAAGUGUAUACAGAUUAUGUGAAUAAUUACAAUAACAUUGCAAGCAAAGUUAAAGACAUGAUGAAGGAAAACCCUGGUUUUGAUAGCUAUAUGAACGAAAUGGAAAGAAAUGCUAGAAAACAGGGUAAAGUUGGUUUCUUUUCCUACAUGAUUCAGCCAGUCCAACGUUUACCGAGAUAUACUCUCCUUUUGAAUGAGCUAUUGAAGCAUACACCAGAAACUCAUUACGAUUUCAAGAAUAUUAAUGAAGCACUAGAAUUAUCAAAACAAGUCAGCUCUCACGUCAAUAGUGCCAUGAAUGUUGUUCAAAAUCAAAUGAAGAUGAAUGAAAUUGAUACAACAAUUGGAAAACUUCACGAAAACAUUGGUGGAAGUAUUAUCAAACCUAGUAGAUGUUUUGUUAUGGAAGGUGAAGAUUUCCUUGUUUCUGAAAUUGUAUUGGGAAGAAAGAUCAAGAAGGGAGAUAAGAGAACCCUCAUUCUUUUGAAUGACAUGGUUUUAAUCGCAAAGAAGGGUAAAUAUUCGUGUCACAUUAAUUUCAAGAAUGAGAUGAAUGUAGAAUAUUUCAAAUAUCCAUGGAUUUAUUUCGACUUGGACUAUGACAAACAAAGUUUCGAGAUUGUCACAGAAGAUGUAACCUACUUAAUUACAUGUCCAACAGCAAUUGCUUGUAAUGAAUGGAUAGACAAACUAUCCCAGAAUACAAGCUGUAAUGCAGGCCCAGUCAAAGAGCUCAGAGCCAACAAACUAGUUCAUACAAGAGUUAAGAAAAUUUUCAAUGAACAAAAUGUGUAUAUUAUUGAUUUUGAAAAUAGUGAAUACUAUAUGUGCUAUUCACAAAGAGACAAGGUUACAAUCAAAAUUCCAAAGAAGGAUGCAGUUGUACGUGAUAUUGUUCCAGAGGAUGAAAUAACAUUUGGAUCCCUAGCAUUGGAUGAUGAUGCAAGUUGUGAUGAUAGUAAGACAACAGCUUCAAGUGAUACAGCCGAUACUGCGUCAAGCCAAAUGGUUGAUGGAAACAGAAUGUCUAGAUCUACAUCAAUUAGUGACCUUUCCACAAUUUCAGAGGAUGGUUCAUCUUUGAAAUCACCUCGUUCAGCUAGAGGAUUCAACCCUCUCAAAGCUCUCAAUAUGGAUCUCAAAAUAUUUAAUGGUAAGAAGCAAUCACCAUCCAACUCAAAGAAUAAUCUCUCCUCAGAGGACAAAGUGAAGAAUAUUCACUCAUCUCUAUCUGAGAUUGCUUCUGCUGGGGAAAUGAUGCCACCAAGCAAUAGGUUAUCCUUGCAAAAUGAUCAACAUACAAAGACUUCACCAUUCCUCAACAAGAAUAGACAAUCCUUAUCCGCCUUCGAACAGGCAAAUAGUGGAGAAAACUCACCUGCCAAUCCUGAAGAGUUUAUGGGAAAUCAAAUAGCAAGAAGAACCUCUGACUUUCAACAAACCAUUGAGGAAAGAAAAAAGACUCUAAUAAGAAGAGAAGCUCCACCCAUUCCACAAGGCAAUAACACCACUGCUACUCAACAACAAAAAGCUCCAUGGCUAGCUGAAUUGGAAAGUAAGAGAAUGGCCAAAGUGUCAAAACAAGAAGAACAAUAGAAAACUUGUUCAUCAUAAUAAUAAAAUGUUUUCAUAAAU